CGGGCGCGGGCCGGGCCGGGGCCGGGGCCAGGGCCGGGGCACCUCGGCCGCUCGGGCCGCGGCGGCGGGGACCAUGCCGAGGAAAGUCUCCUGAGCCCGGCAACUUCGGCCCCUCCCCGCCCCCACCCGGGCUGCCCUCCGCGCGGCCCUGCCCAUGUGCAGCCGGCCGGCCGGGCUCUCCUCCUCGCAGGCGGAUGGGUGACCUUUUCCUGGCACGGGCAGGCUGUGCGAGGCGGCGGAGCAGGCGAUGAAGAAGAAGCAGCAGCAGCAGCAGCAUCCCGGCGGCGGCGCGGACCCCUGGCCCCAUGGGGCCCCUCUGGGGGGCGCCCCUCCGGGCCUGGGCAGCUGGAAGCGCCGGGUGCCCCUGCUGCCGUUCGUGCGCUUCUCGCUCCGGGACUACGGCUUCUGCAUGGCCACCCUGCUGGUCUUCUGCCUGGGCUCCCUCUUCUAUCAGCUCAGCGGGGGACCCCCUCGCUUCCUGCUCGACCUGCGGCAGUAUCUGGGAAAUUCCACUUACUUGGAUGAUCAUGGACCACCUCCUAGUAAGGUGCUACCUUUUCCGAGCCAGGUGGUGUACAACAGAGUAGGCAAGUGUGGGAGUCGUACUGUGGUCUUGCUUCUGAGAAUCUUGUCAGAGAAGCACGGAUUCAAUUUGGUCACGUCAGACAUUCACAACAAAACCAGGCUUACUAAAAAUGAACAAAUGGAACUGAUUAAAAAUAUAAGUACUGCCGAACAGCCCUAUUUAUUCACUCGACAUGUUCAUUUCCUCAACUUCUCAAGGUUUGGAGGAGACCAGCCUGUCUACAUCAACAUCAUUAGAGACCCUGUCAACCGGUUUUUAUCUAACUAUUUUUUCCGCCGAUUUGGAGACUGGAGAGGGGAACAGAAUCACAUGAUCCGCACCCCCAGCAUGAGGCAGGAGGAACGCUACCUGGAUAUCAAUGAGUGUAUUCUUGAAAACUAUCCCGAGUGUUCCAACCCCAGAUUAUUUUACAUCAUUCCAUAUUUUUGUGGACAGCAUCCCAGAUGCAGGGAGCCUGGUGAGUGGGCCCUUGAAAGAGCAAAACUGAACGUGAAUGAAAACUUCCUGCUUGUGGGGAUUCUUGAAGAGUUGGAAGACGUGCUGCUUUUACUGGAAAGAUUUUUACCUCAUUACUUCAAGGGUGUGCUCAGUAUCUACAAAGACCCAGAGCAUAGGAAACUUGGAAAUAUGACUGUGACCGUGAAGAAGACUGUCCCCUCCCCCGAGGCCGUGCAGAUUCUCUAUCAGCGAAUGAGAUACGAGUACGAGUUCUACCACUACGUCAAAGAGCAGUUCCACCUGCUGAAACGCAAGUUUGGACUGAAGUCCCAUGUCAGCAGGCCCCCCCUGAGACCCCAGUUCUUUAUUCCAACCCCACUGGAAACCGAGGAGCCGAUCGAUGAUGAGGAACAAGAUGACGAGAAGUGGCUAGAAGAUAUUUAUAAGAGGUGAUGCCAGCACUGUGUUGCCUCCACUAGCUUUAUCUCCCUUUUCCAGAAAGUUUUUUGUUGGGGGAAGAAAAAUCCUUAAGGGACUAAAUUAAUGCUCAGUUGCAUUAAAAAGAACGAAACAUUCCCACAUGUUGGGGUCAUUGGGAGACACCCGGUUUUGCGGGUCUUUCUUGUUUAACUGUAUUCUGGGUCUUCUGGUUCCUUGGGUCCUUCCCAGGUGCACUCGAUGGCACCAUCACCCUGCAGUUCAUCAUAACAUAGCUUUUCCCCCUCUAGUGUAAUGAGAGAGGAGGGGGAGAAAUACUGCCCAUAGCCCAAUAAUUUGUCAUUUGUAAAAUGACAUCUUGUAAAGAUGCUACCUCAGUGGUAGGAAACAUCCAGACUUACAUAAUUGGGUAGAAAUACAAAACCACUUCAGAGACCAGGGAGUCCACUCUAGGAGGGUCUAAGAGGAGAAGGUAAGACUGAUAAGGACCUCAAAAGGGAGGCUUGUCCCUGGACCAGUGGUUUCCAUCCACGUGGGUAGAAUUCUGCCUCUGGUCCGUCUCAGGGGACACUUCCACCAACAGCGUACUUCUGUCUCUCAAAGAGCAAGUCAGCUUGUGCCACACCCCCAACCAGUCCGGAGCCUUGAGUACUUCUCAAGGUCAAGGUGCAAGGCAAGCUCCAUUGAGACACUCCAUUUCCAAGCACCAUUCUGACAGGUCUGAAAGCAGCAUAGCAGGGAAAAGAAUUUGUUUGCUGUGUCAGGAAGAGCGUAGGCAAGACAGAGCAGCACUGGAGGCCACGUGACGUCAGAAAACAGGCACGCUUGUGUUCUUUGCACCCAACAUGCACCGUCUCUCUCCCCGGCUCUGCUUUCACUGGAAACCCAGGAACCAGUUCAGCUCUGGCAUUUGUCUCCCGGGCAGAAGAUCUAAGCCUGACCACAGACAGUGCAGAGUCUCUAACCCCUGGCCAAGCCAGGUCCCACCGUAUGGCGUCUGUCACCUUCCGGUCCCUUGAAGGGUACCUGGUUUUGGUCCAAAGGGGUGCUGAAUUCUACUCAGGUGGCAGUGAAACUACAGCUCCCUUUCUUAUGGAAGUAGCUCUUUCUGAGAACGCUUAUUAAGACAUUAAGGAGACACGAAGCAAGAGCUUCUGGUAAGAGCCUGCCUGACCAGCCUCACGAGUCGGCGUCUGGCCCCAGAGUGGUCUGCGUAGCUGUCGGGCAGAUCUGUUACUUCAGAUAUCUCUCCUCCCCCUUCCUCUCCUGUCAUCUGCCACCAAUUCAUGACCCCGUGGGUCUUUGGAACUGUUUUCAUCUUUUAACUGCUCCCCCCAGCCCCGGAUAUACAUAGAUUUCUGGGCGGAUAACAUACAGCCAGCUGAGAAGCAGGGGUGCGGGGGGUGGGGUGGUAGACAGGAUACAUGCGACAGAUUUUGUCCCCUUCACAUUUUCUCCCCUAGAGCCAGCCCUUCAAGAGCACUAGCUGAGUGUGAGCUGAGAAUACUUGCUAGUAAACAAGACUGACUUUACAGAAGCUACACAUUUUCUACUUUUCAGAAACCAACAAGUCUCUCUAGAGUUUUUUCUUCGUUCACUAAAAUUGGACGGUAGCCAAGAUAUAAAGCAAGUCAUUGGGAACCUGUCGAAUGUGCACUAGAGCUACUUUAUCACGAGAUGUGUUAAGAAAGCUCCACCCCACAGGAGUCCAGUGAAGGCUGGGACCACAGAGGCACAAAGUCCAGCAUUUGGCCACUGGUGGGCCUCCGUUCUGCCUCAGAACACUGGGGCUGACACGUGAUUAAGAAAAAUGUUCUUAGAAGAGGAAAUAGCCUUUGUCCUGUGUAGAGAGACCAGGGCCUUACCAUUAGGCACACCUUAAGAAGCCACCCAGAGAACAGCUGUCCUAUCAAAAACAAAAAUAAGAACGGUGCCCAGUACGUUGUGAGCCAUUUCUAUGAAACUGCAUAUAAAGAAUGAUUAUUAGUUUACACACUGUGCAGGCUCACUCUCUGCAAACAAAAUGGAACUGGCUUCAUGAUCUCUGC
Molecule: messenger RNA, 3510 nt
Organism: Hyaena hyaena (striped hyena)
Lineage: Eukaryota; Metazoa; Chordata; Mammalia; Carnivora; Hyaenidae
Gene: UST
Product: uronyl 2-sulfotransferase
Exons: 8
Coding region: 248-1477 (409 amino acids)
Cellular component (GO): membrane
Molecular function (GO): sulfotransferase activity
Source: RefSeq, a predicted model, not a curated record